AUGGCGGAGUACGAUCUGACGCAGACGCUUCUAGCGUACUUGGAUCCGCAUCUUGGCUUCCCUCUGCUGGCGCACUUGAACACGACUAAGCUCUUUGAUGCAAAGGAGCUAGCGAAGGCGCAGUAUGAGCUGGCUAAGCUGACCGACAUGGUAGACUUUACCUUGCAGUUCCAUCGCGAAGCGUUCCCUGGCGAAGCAGAGCCGAGCGACGUGGUGGAACGCGGAAAGAUGCUGGAAGAGAAGAAGUCGAAGCUGGAGAAGGAGGCCGAGCGUGUCCUGACGGUGAUUGAAGACCCAAAUGUGGCCGCGCAACUGAAGCAGGACAAGGCCGUCAACAUGGAGUGGCUGCAGAAGAACUACCAGCUGACCGCUGACCAGGUCAACGUGCUGUAUGACUAUGGCCGUUUCCUCUUCUCGUGUGGCAAGUACAAGGAGGCUUCGUCGUACCUAUACCACUACUGGAUUCUCUCGCCAGAGAGUAAGAACACCGAGUCGUGCCUUUGGGGUCGCUUGGCCUGCGCGAUCCUUACAGGAGAGUGGGACCGCGCCCUGGACGAUGUGCGGCUGCUGCGGGAGCACAUCGAUGCGCAGCGCACGACGGCGCCUGGCGCCUUGGGCCAGAACACUGCGACGCAUGAAGAGAUUUUGCAGAAGCGUGUGUGGCUCUUGCACUGGAGCUUGUUUGUGUUCUUCAACAACCCAACGGGCCGUGUGAAGCUGGUGGAAAUGUACCUGAGCCCGGCGUACCUGAGCACGAUGCAGAUGUCGUGCUGGUGGCUGCUGCGCUACCUCGUCGUAGCCCUUAUUCUCACCCGGCGGCAAGCGACGCGCGGCUUCGUUGUCGACAGCAGUGGCUCUUCGCAAAACACCAAGAUGUCGACGCAGGCUGCGCUGCGUGAGGUCUCCAAGGUGAUCCAGAUGGAGUCGUACCGUCUGCGUGCGGAUCCGUUUGUGGACUUUUUCCGUUACCUCUACGUGGACCUGGACUUUGAUCACGCGCCGGAAGAGCUGGCCAAGGCAGAGAAGGCGAUCUCGACGGAAUUUUUCCUGCGUGACCAUGCGACUGCGUUCAUGGAGCAGGCACGUCUGCUUACGACAGAAGUGUACUGCCGUAUUCACCAGAACGUCACGGUGGCCGACCUCGCGAAGCGCGUGAGUCAGUCGCCGGACGAAUGUGAGAAGUGGCUUGCGUCGCUGGCGGCGGAUGGCAAGACAGACAGCAAGAUCGAGUUCAAGGAUGGCCUGGUGCGCAUUAACCAAUCGCGUCCGAAUGUAUACCAGUCGGUCAUUGACAAGACGCGUGGUAUUACGCAGCGCACCACCACGUUGACACAGUCGAUCGAGCGUCGUGAAAACCGUGUGCGCAAGACGCCGUCGCGUUCCGACAAUGCUGACGCAGAUGUGGACGUGGACGCUGAGGCGGAGAACGAGGCGGACGUCGAUGCAGAAGCCGAGGGCGAAAUGGAGGUAGACGCGGAGGCUGAGGCGAAGGCGCCGGCUUCGUAG
This is a messenger RNA of Malassezia pachydermatis, 1506 nucleotides long. Its product is annotated as eukaryotic translation initiation factor 3 subunit 6. Gene Ontology annotation, biological process: translational initiation. Bases 1 to 1506 code for a protein of 501 amino acids. Gene Ontology annotation, molecular function: translation initiation factor activity. Gene Ontology annotation, cellular component: cytoplasm; nucleus; eukaryotic translation initiation factor 3 complex. The transcript has a single exon. The record is from RefSeq and is a predicted model, not a curated record. NCBI's taxonomy places the organism in Eukaryota, Fungi, Basidiomycota, Malasseziomycetes, Malasseziales, Malasseziaceae.